Messenger RNA from Amyelois transitella, 2000 nucleotides. Its product is annotated as probable methylmalonate-semialdehyde dehydrogenase [acylating], mitochondrial. Gene Ontology annotation, cellular component: mitochondrion. NCBI's taxonomy places the organism in Eukaryota, Metazoa, Arthropoda, Insecta, Lepidoptera, Pyralidae. The transcript has 10 exons. The record is from RefSeq and is a predicted model, not a curated record. Gene Ontology annotation, biological process: thymine catabolic process; L-valine catabolic process. The coding region runs from base 136 to 1704 and encodes 522 amino acids. Gene Ontology annotation, molecular function: malonate-semialdehyde dehydrogenase (acetylating, [NAD(P)+]) activity; methylmalonate-semialdehyde dehydrogenase (acylating, NAD+) activity.
AAGCGAGUAAUUUAUCUUUAUCAAUUCCCCAUUCAAGGUCAGAAUAUUUGUAUUCUAAUCAGUUGGCCCGUUGCCGCCUGUGGCCACGCAAGUUCAUCACAAAGUAUUAAUUUAAAAAACAAAAAACUUCUUAUCAUGGCUUUUGCAAUGUUGAAGUUGGUAAAAUCAGAAUCUCGGCUGUUACUGCAAAGGAACUACAGCAGCUCAGCACCCACCACAAAACUGUUUAUUGACGGCCAGUUUGUGGAUUCAAAGACAAACAAUUGGAUCGAACUCACAAACCCUGCCACCAAUGAAGUUAUUGGAAGAGUACCUGAAACAACACAGCAAGAGCUUAAGGCUGCAUUGGAGUCGGCAAAGAAGGCGUACAAAUCAUGGGGUCAAAGCACGAUCAUGACUCGCCAACAACUGAUGUUCAAAUUCUCACGUUUGUUGAGAGAGAACCAAUCAAAAUUGGCGGCAAAAAUAACGGAGGAGCAGGGCAAGACCAUAGCCGACGCCGAGGGCGACGUGUUGAGGGGCAUUCAACUGGUUGAACAUUGCUGCAGCAUCACAACCUUGCAACUCGGCGACAGCAUCCAGAAUAUCGCUAAGGAUAUGGACACGCACUGUUACAAGGUUCCUUUGGGAGUUGUUGGCGGUGUAGCUGCAUUCAAUUUCCCCGUGAUGAUUCCCCUAUGGAUGUUCCCACCAGCGAUUGUAACUGGCAACACUUGCAUCAUCAAACCUUCGGAGCAAGAUCCUGGGGCUACCUUGAUGAUGGCAGAACUCUUACAGGAAGCAGGGGCACCUAAUGGAGUAGUCAAUGUAGUCCAUGGCACUCACGAUGUGGUGAACUUCAUAUGCGAUGAGCCAGAUAUCAAGGCGGUAUCGUUUGUGGGAGGCGACGCCGCGGGAAAACAUAUAUACAAGAGAGCGUCUGCAGCCGGCAAACGAGUACAAAGUAACAUGGGCGCGAAGAAUCACGGCGUGAUAAUGCCUGACGCCAACAAAGAGCACACUCUGAAUCAGCUGGCCGGCGCCGCGUUCGGGGCGGCUGGACAACGUUGUAUGGCGCUCAGUACCGCCGUGUUUGUUGGAGAGGCCAAGGAGUGGAUCCCAGACUUGGUACAACGUGCUCAAGCUUUGAAAGUUAAUGCAGGUCACGUGCCCGGCACCGACGUGGGACCCGUCAUCUCCGUCAAGGCAAAGGAACGCGUAUUAAGACUUGUAGAAUCAGGAGUAAAAGAAGGCGCCAAACUCGCCCUCGACGGGCGCGGAGUCAAAGUGGCCGGCUUCGAGAAGGGCAACUUCAUCGGGCCCACCAUCAUCACACACGUCCAACCGAACAUGGAAUGCUACAGAGAAGAAAUCUUCGGCCCAGUCCUAGUAUGUCUCUUUGUGGACACCCUAGACGAAGCCAUUCAAAUGAUCAACGCGAACCCAUACGGGAACGGAACGGCCGUAUUCACAACGAACGGCGCGACUGCGAGAAAAUUCGCGGCUGAAAUCGACGUCGGCCAAGUCGGUGUAAAUGUCCCCAUCCCCGUUCCGUUAUCUAUGUUUUCAUUUUCAGGCACUAGAGGCAGUUUCCUAGGAACUAACCACUUCUGCGGGAAGCAAGGCCUCGAUUUCUAUACUGAAUUGAAAACUGUAGUGUCCCAUUGGAGACAGAGUGACGUAUCUCACACCAAGGCAGCUGUGUCUAUGCCCACUCAACAAUAAUUCCAUAGGCUAAGAUUAAAGUGAAUAUUUAUUCUAUGUUUAAGAAGUAUAUUGAUGUAUAUUUUUUAUAUGAAUUUAUUUUGUGAUUUUAUUGCCAUGUUUUCCAUUAUAUACAAAAUUAUUUUUAUUUACUUUUCUAUCAUUUUAUAUUCCGUGAUGGCUUACUGUCUUUUCAAAUCAUCUAAAGUCAUUAGGUACCUGUAAAUGUUGUUAAAUGUAUUUACAAGUAUGAACUGUAAACUGUCACUUGUUGUUAAGCACUAUUUUAUACUUUAGAUAUAUAUUUUAUAUUUUAA